Molecule: messenger RNA, 822 nt
Organism: Erigeron canadensis
Lineage: Eukaryota; Viridiplantae; Streptophyta; Magnoliopsida; Asterales; Asteraceae
Product: pectinesterase inhibitor 10-like
Exons: 1
Coding region: 82-669 (195 amino acids)
Biological process (GO): negative regulation of catalytic activity
Molecular function (GO): enzyme inhibitor activity
Source: RefSeq, a predicted model, not a curated record
UCGCACAACUUCUAUAACUUACAUCUCAUUAGCUUUAAACCUUGAACUAAACAGAAUUCUCUUUACAAUCUUGUAAAAGAUAUGGAAGGCUCAUCUUCAAUAAAUUCUCGAAACUAUAACAUUCUCCUUAUAUUACUUAUUACUUCCUCCAUCAAUAUAAUUUCAGCCCUCGAGAAAACAAGUGUUGAAUUCAUCAGAACUUCUUGCAGUUUGACUACUUACCCUACACUCUGCUUCAACUCACUCUCAACAAAAGCAGGUGCAAUUCAAUCAAGCCCCAAGCAACUAGCCCAAACAGCUCUAUCUGUCACUCUUGACACAACCCUAUCCACCUCUUCAUCAAUGGUAAAAUUGUCAAAAGUGCAUGGCAUGACUCCGAUAGAGGUUAGAGCCAUGAAAGACUGCAUUGAAAUGUUGAGUGACUCUGUGUAUGAGCUGAAACAAUCAAUUGAGGAGAUGAAUAAGCCAGGUUCCAAAGACUCUGGGAUGGUGAUAAACGACAUACAAACAUGGGUCAGCUCUGCGCUAACGGAUGAAGAUACAUGUUCUGAAGGAUUUAAGAAUGACCCUAAAAUGAAAAGUGUGGUGAGAGGAAAGAUUGUAAAUGUCGUCCACUUAACCAGCAAUGCUUUGGCUUUGAUCAACAGCUAUGCUUCUUUGCGUGGGUAAUUAAAUGAAAUUAGAGAUAUAAUGCUUAUUUAAUUGAUGUGGGUUCUGUUGUUGCUGUGGGAAAGCAGUAUGUACGGAAAAUUGCCGCCAGCCUUAAUUGCAAAUGCAAUCUAUUAUUGAGUGAAAAUAUGAAUUUGAAUAUAUUAUCAUGAA